This is a messenger RNA of Colletotrichum graminicola M1.001, 1215 nucleotides long. RefSeq names its product transmembrane alpha-helix domain-containing protein. The record is from RefSeq and is a predicted model, not a curated record. Lineage: Eukaryota; Fungi; Ascomycota; Sordariomycetes; Glomerellales; Glomerellaceae. The transcript has a single exon. The coding region runs from base 1 to 1215 and encodes 404 amino acids.
AUGUCCACCAACGUCACGUCUCCGGACACCGACCCGACGACGGGACCCGCCGCGACUCCUGGGACAACCGUUCCCGUCGAGAGCAGCGCCCCCCCGGCCACCAGUGCCCCCCCGCCCCAAACCACACCCCCAGCUCCCACGACUGCACCCGCCCCCACGACCCAAGCGCCGGCUCCGGCCACCUCUCAGGCUCCGGCCCCGCCAACCUCACAAGCACCUGCGCCGGCGACCUCGCAACCACCAAGUCCAUCUCCGACCACUGAGACCCCAAUCCCGCAGCCGCCUAGGACCACUCUUAUCGUGUCAACCAUCAUCAUUACGCCCACGGAGGCUGGCGGCAAGACGAGCACCGUCUUUACCGUCAUCACACAGACCCAGGGCGUAACGCAAAACCCGACCACUGCCAGCUCGUCUGCAUCUGCCACAUCUUCCGGCGGCGCCAUCAACUCGGGCGGAAGCUCCAAGAGCGGCCUCGGCAACGGCGGCACCAUUGCUGUCGCCGUCGUCGUGCCCAUCGCCGCCGUCGCCCUGCUCAUCCUGGCCGGGCUCUACUUUUGGAGGAAGAGGAAGCAACGCAAGGAUGCUGAGGAGGAGCGUCGCAAGGAGGUCGAGGACUACGCCUAUAACCCCAAUGCCGAUCCCACCAUCCCGCCCCUCGGCGAUGGCGGCUCCUAUGAGAUGAAGGAGGACGCUGCCUCGUCCGGAUACCGUGGCUGGGGCUCCACUACUCUUGCCGGAUCGACCGGGCGCAAGGCGUCCACGACGAUGUCCGGGGGCAACACAGGUGCGGCUUACUCGGACACCACCCCGCCGACUCGUGGAACUGACACCUAUUCAGGGGAGCCCUUGAUCAACGAAGGCUCGCACUCGCCCGAUGGCGAGAUCCUCGGCGCCAUGGGCCCUUCGGCGGCCCUCAACCGCGGGGCCGGCGUCCAGCGCGGACCCUCCAACGCCUCGUCGUCGUACAGUGCCGGCAAUCACUCGGACACAUCUGACGGCAUCGGUAUGGCGUAUGGCGGUGGAAACAGCAACGGUAACGGGUAUUACGACCAGUACGCCAACAACCCGUACUCCGAAGGCCCCUACGACCAGCGGGCCACCGAACUCCCCGGCCAGCCGGUUAUCCGCGAUAACCCAGCCCGGCGCAACACCCGGAUUGAGAACCCCUCCCACUACCCCCAACAGCAAAACGCCGGCAUCUCGCAGAACUUUUAG